AUGGGUUAUGAAGUUGAAGAGAAUAUAUUGGAACUUUAUGCAAAACAUAUGUUGAUAAAACCGGUGGAUCCCGACGAAGAAAGAUUUGGGACUUAUGCAGAAAAGAGUUUAAAACUACAUCAAAAAUUCAAGAAAUCAAUGAUUCAGAAGAAAGUUUGGAAAGAAGUUGAGGCUCUUGCAAAAAGGAUGGGAAUAACUAAGGAAGCAAUCUGGAAAGAAAAAGAGGAGAACAUCCUUUUUGAGGAGCAGAUUGUUAAGGUGGAGAAGAAGGCUAAACUGGAAGCAUAUACUCCUAAGCCAAGGAAAUCAAGAAGUGUUUCUCCCUCCCCUGAUUCACAGAAGCCUUCAAGAAAGCCCGAUAGCAAGCCCAAACCAUUAUUCAAGACAUUUGGUGGUGCUGAGAAGAAAAGGAAGACAAUCAAAUUUGUGACUGUAGAUGAUGAGGAAACUAAAUCUGAUGAAGUAGUCAAGGAGGUCAAAGCCAAAGCUUCCAAGGCCACCAAGAUUGUGAAUGAGGUUGUGAAGAAUGGUAGCUUGAAGCCAUUAUCAAAAUGGUAUGAAAAUUUUGAUGUAUCUGGAAAAAUAACUUUAGAAGAAGCAACUUAUGAAAUUAAUUCGGCAAAAGGACAAGAUGAUACUCAUCUAGAAGCUCAAAAAAUGGCAUCACAAGUCGAGCAGAAAAUGGAUGAUACUUCUAUCCCAAAAGUUCAAAUUGUUGAGAAAGUACAGGUUAGUGUGCAAGAAGAAGUUAGAGCUGAAGAUGUUGUUGACAAGGGUGAAGAGGAUGCUAGAAAAGAAGAUGAAGGUAAGAAAAAGGAUGAUAAUCCUUCGGUUGAUGCAGUUAACCCUCGGGUUCUUGAGAAGGAAGCAGAUACUGAGAAGAAUGGUGAAAAGGAGAAGGUGGAGGUUAAGGUUGUAGUUGAGAUUGAGGCAAAAGACACUGUAGAGAUAGUGAAGUGA
Messenger RNA from Cryptomeria japonica (Japanese cedar), 960 nucleotides. RefSeq lists its product as uncharacterized. Bases 1 to 960 code for a protein of 319 amino acids. The record is from RefSeq and is a predicted model, not a curated record. NCBI's taxonomy places the organism in Eukaryota, Viridiplantae, Streptophyta, Pinopsida, Cupressales, Cupressaceae. The transcript has 3 exons.